AUGGCUAUUUUAUUUUCCCACAAAUAUGUUUGGGUGACCCAAAAAAUGAUUAACAAAAUCAAUGUUGUGGUAGUAGUGGAUGGAUAUGGUGUUAAUUUAGACGGUGCAAAUUUAUCACAUCAUGGAGUUCACUAUGCUAUACAUAGUAACGGUAACUUUGUUAGUUCACAGCAAGGUCGUGGAAUUAAAAGAACGAACCAUGAAUUGCCGCCACACUUAAAUACUGUGCACUACCUCAUAAAUGGCCACAUGGCUCAAGCUGGAGUUGAGAAUCCUGUGGACUUAUCAAAUGGACGAAUAUCCAUGACUGGAUUGUCGAGUGAUAGUGACAACCAAUAUGAACGACAUAGUGACGAUAGACAAUCAUCACAACAACAACAAUCUCAAUAUAGACAUAGUGGUGUGCGUGUAGGCAUUCCAGAUCAAUCACAUGGUAAUAUACCUUUACGUACGUACAUUUUCUAUUACAGUACAGUCUUUAAUUUUGCAUUUUUUUCAUGUACUUUUUGA
Lottia gigantea (owl limpet) is the source of this 510-nucleotide messenger RNA. RefSeq lists its product as hypothetical. Lineage: Eukaryota; Metazoa; Mollusca; Gastropoda; Lottiidae. The transcript is spliced from 2 exons. The record is from RefSeq and is a predicted model, not a curated record. The coding region runs from base 1 to 510 and encodes 169 amino acids.